Molecule: messenger RNA, 1415 nt
Organism: Prorocentrum cordatum
Lineage: Eukaryota; Dinophyceae; Prorocentrales; Prorocentraceae
Source: the annotation of a GenBank genome assembly
CCAGCUGCCGCCCCGGACCGAGGUGUUUGGAACUGCUCCAGGAGCAGCGCACCUCGCGCGGGGCUGGCUGCCAUGCGUGCCGGCCGCCUCGACUCGCCCCUGGCGCGGCUGCCAGGCGAGCUGCGGGCCAGCCGCGUGCCUACGAGAUGUUCCGGACGGCGCCGUCGCAGCUGCCGUCUGAGGCCGGAGCUCCGCGCCGCGGCGCGGAGGCUCGGCUAUGCCGCACGUGUACACCGUCCGCCUCGUAUGGCCGACGUUUCGGUUCUUGCGGAUGCCGCUGCUGCCAAGUGGCUUGCUGGUCGACAAGAAGAUCAUCGAGAGGCCGAGCCAGCGCCGGUGCUGGAGGCGCACGUGAAGCGAGAGCCCGUGCACAGCGACGUCGUCGACAACGCCAGCCCCGACUCCGAGUCCACCGCGGACGUCGUGGUCUCGCCGAUCUAGCAGGCUGCUGUGGCCCCGCCUGGUGCUGGAGGCCCGCUGGCAGCGCCACCCGUUGCACCGCCACUGCCAGCGCCGCUAGCUGGCGCUCUUGCGGCGUAUCUGGGCCCCUGCGGGCACCUGGUCGGCCGCGUGCACGCGCCGCCUGUCGCUCCGCCCGCUGCGGCGCCGGCUGAGCCCCGCGCGCCCCCGCCGCCGCCGCUUUCUGACGUUCGGCUCGGAGUCCUCGGCUCUCGGAGUGUCGCCAUGGGAUGCGUUUCGCAGCCUACGGAUGGAGGCGAGCUCACCGAGGCGCCUCCGGAGCUGCCCCACAGCGACAACAUCGAGGCGCCGUCCGAGCUGCUCCACGACGCGUUCGCGGAGGCGCACGCCGUCCCGUUGGCCCGCGCGGCGGAGGUGGCGGGGCAGCCUGCGGGCCUCGAGUCCGGUCGUCGAACUGCUCCGGAGCUGCCUGAGGUUGCCGCCGGAGCCGCAGCCGCGGCGACUGCCGCCGCCAGCAGCAGGGCACCUGCUGGCCGCAGGCCUGCGAGAGCCGCGCUUGCCGCAGAGGUGCAUGCCGAGCAGCUACAGAGGGAGGCCUCGGUGGCAUUCCGGCCCUCUAGCAGGCCGCCGUUUCGCAAAUAUGUCGUGGAAUUGGGCAUGAGUUUGCAGUGGAAAUGGCUUCGCGUACAGCGCGUCCCAGCGCAUGUGCUUCCUGAUCUUAGCCGCGAGCCCAUACACAGCCGAGUUAGCGAAGAGAUCUUUCUGAUGCGCGUGCGUAGGUGGGUGAGUCCAGGAUGUCUUCCUGCACCUCCUCCUCUUCCUCGGCCGGCCACGAGGCUGUCCCUUUCAACAGACGACAUCGAUGCUUGUAUCGCUGAACGUAUAGUAGCUGGCACCAGACUGCAGUGGUAGCCGCUCGGCACGCGGUGGAACGUCUUUGUAUGUCAGCGCCUUCGGCGUUUUCUGACGCCGGUAAUGGAGGAGUUUGAGGGGUG